Messenger RNA from Cutaneotrichosporon cavernicola, 1521 nucleotides. RefSeq lists its product as uncharacterized. The record is from RefSeq and is a predicted model, not a curated record. Lineage: Eukaryota; Fungi; Basidiomycota; Tremellomycetes; Trichosporonales; Trichosporonaceae. Bases 1 to 1521 code for a protein of 506 amino acids. Gene Ontology annotation, molecular function: nickel cation binding. The transcript has a single exon.
AUGACGCUCGAGGCGGCCGCGGGUUCCUCGGAUGAGUUGACACCGUCCAAACCAUCCAAUGACCUCAGCGAUCAAACAUUUCUCGGGCAGGCCCGUGGCCGAUCUCGGGAACCAAGUGCGAUCGCAAGCACGAGUGGGAACGUAACUAGCCUAACUGGCAACCACGCCCUGGCCCAGGCCAAGGUGGCAGUGUUGUCCAUUAGCGACCCCAACGCCCAGCCGGCCUUUGGGUCGUCUACAUCUCAUGCCCCACCCAACGGGGCCGGUCACGCCGAGGAACGCCCCUCUAGCCGGACGGCAAGUGAUGCCAAUGGAGAGCAGCGGCCAAACAAUGGUGAGCCGAGUACCGGCAAGACUGCCGCCACGGAGCAAGGCGUUGUCACUGGUGGCAUCUUGGGCACUCGAAGCCCGCCUUCCCUCAGUUCACCUUCGCCCGCCUCGAAUGCCUCGCCCAGCCUUCCCCCAGGAACUGGACACGUUCACCUUUCCGGACCACCACGCUCUCCCCGCGCACACUUCAUCUCCAGCCACGCUUCAUAUCCCCUCAAGCUGCUCGCGCCACGGCACCUUCCUUCACAACCGGCAAACGUCGCCCUCCUCUAUACCCUCGCCUAUGGGGGCGGACUAGUGGCCGGCGACUGCGUGCAGCUCUCAUGCACAGUUGACGCGGGCCAGGUACUGGUGAUGCGAACGCAGGGCAGCACAAAAGUGUACAAACAUCGGCGGGGCCUGCGACCAGCAGCGCAUGGCAUCUCGCCCGCCCUCGCGGCUGCCGUGAGAAGAGGGGAGGAGGCGCCGGCCGUGCGGCAGCGCCUUCACGUCACUCUGGGGACUGGGGCGACGUUCAUUCUCCUCCCUGAUGCGUUGAGUCCGUUCCGGGGGAGUAGGUACGUCCAGGCCCAGCGGGUGUGCCUGCCGCCCGAUGGGAGCGGAAGCGUGCUGCUGCUUGACUGGAUCAACUCAGGCCGCGGUGACCGGCCAGUCGGACGUCCCGAGCUCCGCCCUUGGGCUGAGCGUUUUACCAACGGCGAGAACCCCAAGUCUCGCUGGACUGACGCCGCUGCUCAAGACGCAGCCCAGGCAACAUCAGACUGGGGCAAGGCCGAGGAGGAGUACUGGGCCAUGGGGUACUACGCGUCCACGAACGAGCUCAUCGUUGGCAACCACAUCCUGGCGCGCGAACGCAUGGUCCUUGACAACGCCGGGCACACGGGCCACUCGCUGUCACCCGCGGCCAGCCGACUUGCACCGUACCACGUCUAUGCGACGGUGCUCGUUCACGGACCGGAGUUUGCGCGCGUGCGCGCACACCUCGAGGCGCUCGCCGACGCGACAAGCCAGUUCCAGGUUCCUCGUCCGCCAGGGCUACUGUGGUCCUAUUCGCCCCUCAACGAUGUGUGUGGGAUCAUCCGCGUGGCUGGCCUCGAGGUCGAGGACGUGAGGGACUGGAUGCGCGGCGCAUUUGAGGAGGGCGGCGUAGCCGAUCUCGUUGGUCCCGGCCUGUGGCCGCGGUGCAUCUAG